AUGGUGAGAUGGAGAGCUAGUACUGUAGAUGAGUAUGUAGCAGAAUUUUCUAAGCUCAGCAGGUUUGCCCUGGGGAUGAUGUCGAAUGAGGUGGAUAAGGGACAAAGGUUCAUGCAGGGUCUAAAUUUUGAGAUCCAGACUCAGAUUUAUAGUAAUAAGGGGAUUGAGACUUAUGCUGAUGUCCUAGAGGUAGCUCGGAGAGUAGAACAGUUGAUUGGGAUCACGAACUCGGUGAGGAGAGGGGAAAACAAGCGCCUUGUAGGACAGACCUCUGGAGCAAUAGAUGUUUCGAGGAUAUCAGAGGGGUCAACAAUUUCAAGGCCAGAGACAGUGGAGAGGUCCCCAUUUUCAGCACUCAUAGCAGUCACAGUAUCAGCAGAGGUGCCCAGGACAGUACAGUCAGCAAGCUCAGCAGCAGCAGAGACAAGAAGCGUAGUGUUCAAGAUACCAGAUCACCCAGAGUUUGAAUUCAUGAGUGGUAGCAAAGUGAUGGAGCAGCCAGAAUAUCAAGCUGGCAUGGAUGGAGUAUUAACCUGUAUGGAGGUUAAGGAGAAGCCCAUACUAGAAAUUGUUGAGGAGUUCCUUGAUGUUUUACCUAAUGAGUUGUCGGGUCUGCCACUAGAUAGAGAUAUAGAGAUCAUCAUCGAUCUUAUUCUAGGAGUUGCACCCAUCUUAAAACCACCUUACCGGAUGCCGAUAGCAGAUUUAGAGCAGUUGCGAAAGAAAAUCCAAGAGUAUCUUGAUAAGAAAUUUAUCAGGCUUAGUACUUCACCUUGGGGAGCACUAGUGGUGAUUAAUGAUCUUUUCGAUCAGCUCGGAGAAGCUAAGGUGUUUUCUAAGUUGGACCUCAGGUCAGGUUAUCAUCAGCUGAAGCAAGUGUCCUUUCUGGAGCAUGUAAUUUCAGGAGCAGGUAUCAAUGUAGACCCGAAGAAGGUUGAUGCGGUGUUGAGGUUGGAUCCGUCUACAUCUGUAAUAGAAGUAUGGAGUUUCUUAGGGGUGGCAAGAUACUACAGGAAAUUUAUAAAGGAUUUUACUAAGAUUGCAGGACCACUUACUAGGUUGACUCAGAAGGAGGUCAAGUUUGUGUGGGCUCAAGAGUGUCAAGCAUCAUUUGAGGAGUUGAAGAACAAGUUGAUGACAACACCAGUUUUGGCAAUUCCGGAUGAAUCAGGAGGAUUUAGAGUGCAUAGGAUGCUUCUGGUUUAG
Messenger RNA from Asparagus officinalis (garden asparagus), 1206 nucleotides. RefSeq lists its product as uncharacterized. The coding region runs from base 1 to 1206 and encodes 401 amino acids. The transcript has 5 exons. The record is from RefSeq and is a predicted model, not a curated record. Lineage: Eukaryota; Viridiplantae; Streptophyta; Magnoliopsida; Asparagales; Asparagaceae.